Messenger RNA from Ahaetulla prasina, 1791 nucleotides. RefSeq names its product transmembrane emp24 domain-containing protein 10-like. The record is from RefSeq and is a predicted model, not a curated record. The coding region runs from base 272 to 910 and encodes 212 amino acids. Gene Ontology annotation, biological process: endoplasmic reticulum to Golgi vesicle-mediated transport; Golgi organization; intracellular protein transport. Lineage: Eukaryota; Metazoa; Chordata; Lepidosauria; Squamata; Colubridae. The transcript is spliced from 5 exons. Gene Ontology annotation, cellular component: COPI-coated vesicle; endoplasmic reticulum; Golgi apparatus.
UCGGAGAAAUCCCUCCGGAGCUCGCGCUUAGGUGGGGGAAGCGCAAGAACGGUUUACAGGUUUGCACCGUGCAGAAAGCGAUCCCGGGAAAGGGAAGCGGGGCAGGAGGGUCGUGUGAACGUGCCAACCCGGGUUCUGGGCGCGAUCGUUGCAACAACCCCCUCACUACCAUCAGAUCAGCACCGGGGUUGUUUGGAGACCCCCCCCCCGCCCUUCCCCGCAAAAAAAUCAGCCCUUAGGAAGGCGAGGGUCUCCCUCUUGCACCGUCCCCAUGUGGCUGCCCGCCCUGCUGGGUCCCUGGGCCGUGCUGCUGGCCCUGUCUGCCGGCCGCUGCCGGGGGCUCUCUUUCCACCUGCCCCCCUUGAGCCGCAAGUGCUUGAAAGAGGAGCUGCACCGGGAUGUGAUGGUCACCGGGGAGUACGAAGUAUCCGAAGCGGCCGCACCGGGUAUCCGGACGGACUUAAAGGUGACCGACUCGGCCGGACACCUGCUCUACUCCAGAGAGGAAGCCAAGAAGGGGAAAUUCGCUUUCACCACCGAGGAUUACGAAGUCUACGAGAUCUGCUUUCAGAGUCACGGGCAGCCAGGGAACUUUCGGCUGCCGGACCAACUGGUCACUCUCAAUGUUAAACAUGGCGUAGAAGCCAUGAAUUAUGAAAACGUCGCCAAAGCGGAGAAGCUGAAACCGUUGGAGAUCGACCUCCGUCGCCUGGAGGACCUUUCCGAGUCCAUCGUCAAGGAUUUCGCCUUCAUGAAGAAACGGGAAGAGGAGAUGCGCGAUACCAACGAAUCCACCAGCACUCGAGUUUUCUACUUUAGCAUUUUCUCCAUGCUGUGUCUGGUCAGCUUAGCAUCCUGGCAGGUGUUCUAUCUACGACGGUUUUUCAAGGCCAAAAAACUCAUCGAGUGAUGGAGACCCGAUCCAGGAUUCCUGGUCUCCUUACCUGAUUGUGCCAAGAUCUCGGGACAAACCACUUUUAUCUCUUCACUGGCCCUCCGAUCCCAAUGGGGUGGUGACACGGAAAUUGGACUGGAUAUCUUUCAGGCCACAGAUGGGUUUGAAAAACAGCCCAGCUUCUCUGUUUUGGGUGUGUUUCUUUUCUCUUGGACUCAUCUGAGUGAUUUUUCUCACCAUCUCUGCAUCUUUGGGGUGGGGUUGGAGGGCGGGCAUCCAAUCUGACUGUUACGCAGUUUGAGCACACUGGAUAAUACUCUAUUUGGAAGUAAUAAAUCUUGGUUCCUAGACUAGCGGCUGUUGGUGGGGAAAACUCCUUUGAAACUUGAAUUGGGAAGAAAAAAGUUUUCAAGGUCAGAAAUAUUAGAUUGAGGAGGAGAAAGAGGGCUAUUACUUAACCCAUGAUGUUGGUGAGUUCACUCAUCUCUCUAAGGGUAAGCCAUUGUUUCUCCAACUUUAAGAUCUGGGCUUCAAGUCCCAGAAUUCCCCGGUGAGCCAACUAGGCUGGCUGGGGAAUUCUGGGACUUGAAGUCCGGACGUCUUGAAGUUGCUAAGAUAAAUACUGCUCUUAAGCAGUAUUGGAUUUAAUUCUGGUUUAGGAUGACACAACCAAAUUAUGGCUUAUAAACCAUGGCUUGGUGGCUUUGUGAUUUAUGAUUGUGAACUCAGCCAGUUGUCACAAGUGGCUUACCAACAAGCCUUGGUUCCCAUCCUGUGUUUGAGAGAUCAAUCUAUGAUUUUUAUGCCAGGGUGUGUGUUUAUAUAAACGUGUGAAUAUGAGCUGUUGCAUUUGAAAAAUAAAAAGGGCUCACGGUCGUAGAGUCUAUUACCAACAA